Molecule: messenger RNA, 969 nt
Organism: Geosmithia morbida
Lineage: Eukaryota; Fungi; Ascomycota; Sordariomycetes; Hypocreales; Bionectriaceae
Product: ubiquinol-cytochrome c reductase cytochrome c1 subunit
Exons: 4
Coding region: 1-969 (322 amino acids)
Biological process (GO): mitochondrial electron transport, ubiquinol to cytochrome c
Molecular function (GO): heme binding; electron transfer activity
Source: RefSeq, a predicted model, not a curated record
AUGUGGGCAAGGACUUCUCUGCGCUCAACGCGCGCCCUCAAUGGGCUCCGAAACGGAUCGACGGCCGUCUCCAAGCGUGCCGCCUCGACCAGCUCCGGUGCCGCCAACGAAUCGGCCACCACGGGCCAGAACAUCGCCGCCGCCAUCUCUACCUCCCUCGCCGUCGGCUCCGUCGCCUGGUACUACCACCUGUACGGACCUCAGGUUUACGCCUCGGCACCUGCUGAGGAAGGUCUUCACCCUACCAACUACCCCUGGGUUCACGAGCAGUGGUUCAAGACCUACGACCAUCAGGCUCUCCGCCGAGGUUUCCAGGUCUACCGGGAGGUCUGCGCCUCUUGCCACUCGCUGAGCAGGAUUCCGUACCGUACUCUGGUCGGAUCGAUCCUGACGGUCGACGAGGCCAAGGAGCUGGCCGAGGCCAACGAGUACCCCGGUGAGCCCGACGAACAGGGCGAGAUUGGCAUGCGUCCCGGAAAGCUGGCCGACUACAUCCCGUCGCCCUACAAGAACGAGGAGGCGGCCCGCUUCGCCAACCAGGGUGCCCUCCCUCCGGAUCUGUCCCUCAUCGUCAAGGCCCGCCACGGUGGCUGCAACUACAUCUUCAGCCUGCUGACCGGCUACCCCGAGGAGCCCCCUGCGGGAGUCACCGUCGCCCCCGGUAUGAACUUCAACCCCUACUUCCCCGGAACCGGCAUCGGUAUGGGCCGCGUCCUGUACGACGGCCUCAUCGAGUACGAGGACGAGACCCCCGCCUCGACCUCGCAGAUGGCCAAGGACGUCGUCGAGUUCCUCAACUGGGCUGCCGAGCCCGAGAUGGACGACCGCAAGAAGAUGGGAAUGAAGGUGCUCGUCUCCUCGACCAUCCUCUGGGCCCUGAGCGUCUACGCUAAGCGCUACAAGUGGGCUUGGCUCAAGUCGAGAAAGAUUGCCUACGACCCUCCUGCCGAGACCAAGAUCCGCCACUAA